Molecule: messenger RNA, 558 nt
Organism: Sipha flava (yellow sugarcane aphid)
Lineage: Eukaryota; Metazoa; Arthropoda; Insecta; Hemiptera; Aphididae
Exons: 2
Coding region: 50-496 (148 amino acids)
Source: RefSeq, a predicted model, not a curated record
AACCAACAUUAUUCUACUGCUUAGUGAAGUUUUGUCUUUAUAAGUUAAAAUGAAUAGCAAGUACAAACCUAAGCAUAGAAAGCCGUUAUCCCACAGAAAAAAAAAUAAAGGGAAUGUAAAGGCAUUUACUAAAACCACCAAUGCAUUUCAAUCAACGACAUCAUCAAUAUCUACGAAUACCAACAUCCACGGGAAAUGUAACUACUUGUUAACCAAUGAUGAUAUUUCAUUAGCUACCCCUCUGGAUACUACCGGGUACCAAAAUUCAUUGUUGGAUAUGACCAAUCAUUUACAACCUAGUUGUUCAUCACCAAUAAAUAAAGAAGUAAAUGUGUCAUCUUCGUUAUUCAAUACAGUUUUAAAUAUAUCACCAAUCAAUAAAUCAGAAAUAUUAUGCACAAAAGACCAAACACAAUACGAAGAAUAUCCAAAUUUAUGCAUUUCAGAUUCACCGGCGAAGAAUAAUACGGAAGAAAUUGAAGUAUGUGGUAGAUGAAUUGUAAAUAUAUUUAAUUUAUUCGAGGAAAUUAAAAAUAUUGACAAGCAUGACCCAUUUGA